AUGGCGCCCUCUAGUGACCAGCUCCGCCCGCCCUCAGCCCGCCGUCAGCCCGCCCUCAGCCCUGCCCUCAGCCCGCCCUCAGCCCGCCCUCAGCCCGCCCUCAGCCCGCCCUCAGCCCGCCCUCAGCCCGCCCUCAGCCCGCCCGCCCUCAGCCCGCCCUCAGCCCGCCCUCAGCCCGCCCUCAGCCCGCCCUCAGCCCGCCCUCAGCCCGCCCUCAGCCCGCCCUCAGCCUGCCCUCAGCCCGCCCUCAGCCCGCCCUCAGCCUGCCCUCAGCCCGCCCUCAGCCCGCCCUCUGACCGCCCUCAGCCCGCCCUCAGCCCGCCCUCUGACCGCCCUCAGCCCGCCCUCAGCCUGCCCUCAGCCCGCCCUCAGCCCGCCCUCAGCCUGCCCUCAGCCCGCCCUCAGCCCGCCCUCAGCCCGCCCUCAGCCCGCCCUCAGCCCGCCCUCAGCCUGCCUCAGCCCGCCCUCAGCCUGCCCUCAGCCCGCCCUCAGCCCGCCCUCAGCCUGCCCUCAGCCCGCCCUCAGCCCGCCCUCGGCCCGCCCUCAGCCCGCCCUCAGCCCACCCUCAGCCCGCCGUCAGCCUGCCCUCAGCCCGCCCUCUGA
Molecule: messenger RNA, 603 nt
Organism: Knipowitschia caucasica
Lineage: Eukaryota; Metazoa; Chordata; Actinopteri; Gobiiformes; Gobiidae
Source: the annotation of a GenBank genome assembly